AUGUCGGCGCGUGUAUCGGCGGAGAUCGCCAAAGACUGCUCGUGGAAUGCACACUUGUCCAAGGUAGCGGAAAAGGGCAAAGCACGAGCACGGAAGCUGCACCCAAUACUCGCAAACCGGCACCUCAAUACACGCAUCAAAUUGACGGUUUUGAAGAGCGUAAUCGUACCGCCGUUAGAAUACCCCGGAGAAGUAUGGGAAGGAAAUAUGAAGGUAGUGAAAGAACUCGAGGCGGCGCAGAUGGAAGCAGCGAAAAUCAUCCUACGAUGCUCCAAGCGCACAAGUAAUGCAGCCGUCAGGGCAGAAUUGGGGAUCCAAUCCCUACGGUCGCGAAGAGACGCGAGAAAGCUGACAUGGCAGUAUCGCAUGUGCGGGAUGGGAGAGGAGAGGUUGCCGAGGAUUGUAUGGGAGGCGANGGAUAAGGAGGGUCUAGAAGUGUACGGAAUGUUGAAGGAAGGAAUAGGGCCCAAGGAUUACCUAAAUGGGCCAAUGGAUGCAGGAACAAAGCUUAAGGUCAAAUUCAGGACCGGGGACAUAGGCCUUCGAGAAUGUCGACGAAGACAUAGGACGGUAGACAACGAAGACGACGAGUUCAAAUGUGAUUGCGGCUUCGAAUGCGAAGACCGUGUUCAUGUAGUCGCGGAAUGUCCGUUGUACAAGAAGGAGAGGGAAGUGUACGUGACUGAGCUGGGAAAAAUAGAUGGAACGUACAGGGAGAUGUUUGAGGCAUGGAAUAGAGAGGAAAGGACGGUAGCUGUACUGGGGCAUAGGAGGUGGGUUGAAAAGGCGGGAAGGGAUAUCGUUAGGAUAGACAGACUAGGGAAGACAUUUUUGAGCCACCUUUGGCAAAGUAGAAAGGAACGAUUGGCCAUCCGUGAUCGGUCCUGUGGGAACAAUGCUCCGUCCUCUCGAGCACGCGUGGUCAAUGAUCUAACCGCGAAGGCAUGCAAAACAGAAGAGUACGUCCCCUCCCUACCCAACCUUCCCCCUCUGUGCGAAGCAUCAUCCAUCGACCCUUACUCUGCAUGCAUGUGGUAA
Messenger RNA from Ectocarpus sp. CCAP 1310/34, 1038 nucleotides. Lineage: Eukaryota; Phaeophyceae; Ectocarpales; Ectocarpaceae. The record is from the annotation of a GenBank genome assembly.